Cottoperca gobio is the source of this 4977-nucleotide messenger RNA. It is a transcript of the gene col18a1a, whose product is annotated as collagen type XVIII alpha 1 chain a. Lineage: Eukaryota; Metazoa; Chordata; Actinopteri; Perciformes; Bovichtidae. The record is from RefSeq and is a predicted model, not a curated record. Gene Ontology annotation, molecular function: extracellular matrix structural constituent conferring tensile strength. The coding region runs from base 79 to 4443 and encodes 1454 amino acids. The transcript has 42 exons. Gene Ontology annotation, biological process: extracellular matrix organization.
UGUAGUGGCAGUGUGGACAUGUCACAGUUCACUCUGGAAGCCUGAUCAAGUGGGUGGACGUGGUCAAGACUUGACAUUAUGCUUAAGAUGAGGACCCAGUUUGGAGUUUUGUUUUUGUUGACCCUGUGGGUGGUCUACUCUGAUGCUUGGUUCUGGGGCUGGACUGGUACUACAACUUUGCCCCCAACAGUGGACCAUGAGGGGUCUGGCAGUUCAGCAGGUAGUGGAGAACCACCAUCAGAGAGUAUCGCAAGGGUUGGAGCGGAGAUCAUUGAUGAAGGACAUGGGAUCCAAAAUGUUAUGCAGACGUGGGAUGAGACCACUGAGGGACCUCGACUGACCACUCUAAUACCUACAACACAACCGGAGAAUGGUCGUGCAUCAGAAAAGGGAACAGCAGGGAUUUCGUCACGCACACGUAAACCUGAAGAAAGUGGAGUCUCCCUGCAACAGCUGAUUGGGGAUCCUCCCCCAAACACAAUCACCCAGGUCUACGGGCCCGACAACAGCCCUGGCUAUGUGUUUGGCCCUGAUGCCAACACAGGGCAGCUGGCCCUCGCCCACCUGCCGAGCCCGUUCUACCGAGACUUUGCCCUCAUCUUCAACCUGAAACCCACCUCUGAAAGGGGCGGCAUCAUCUUCUCCGUUACAGACGCCGCACAGCAGAUCAUGUAUGUGGCUGUUAAACUGUCCGCCGUGAAGGGCAGCAACCAGAAUGUCAUCCUGUACUACACUGAGCCCGGCUCCCAGCAGUCGUAUGAGGCGGCCAGGUUCCUUGUGCCCUCCAUGAAGGAUACCUGGACUCGUUUUGCCAUCGCUGUGAGGGAUGAGAAGGUGAUGUUCUACUUCAACUGUGACACAGACCCUCAGGUGAUGCGCAUCGAGAGGUCGCAGGACGAGAUGGAGCUGGAAGCCGGUGCUGGGGUCUUUGUCGGGCAAGCUGGAGGAGCUGAUCUUGAGAAGUUUCUAGGGGUAAUCAGUGAGCUGAGGGUGGUGGGAGACCCCCGUGCUGCUGAGAGGCACUGUGAGGAGGAUGAAGACGACUCUGAUAUGGCUUCAGGUGAAGGAAGCGGCGAUGAGGAAAGCAGACGUCCAAAACCAACCGUGGAGAAGCAUAGAUGGACGACUACUCCUCCAUCUUCCCGGCCCAUUCAGCAGCCACCACUGACCAGGAAGGACGAGCUGUCUAUGGCAAGAGAAACAGCAAGUGACUCACAUCACGUUUCAGUUUCUGCGGAGUCCAGGCCCGGGCUUCCUGUGUCACCAGGGCCAGCUGGGGCUAAAGGAGAAAAGGGCGGCCGAGGGGAUGGAGGAGUGAAAGGAGACAGGGGCCCAAUUGGGCCGAAAGGAGAGGCCAGUUCUGGCUCCAGCUCACGAGGCGGAGCCCGUGGAGAGAAGGGAGAACCAGGGGAAAAGGGAACAAAGGGCAGUGCAGGCUUUGGCUACCAAGGAAAGAAGGGAGAGCCGGGACUCUCUGGGCCCUCUGGUCCCCCUGGCCCUCCAGGGCCUGCAACCGAGUUUUCAGUCGGCGGUGACGGCUCAGUGGCUUCCGGUGUCCCCGGACCCCGAGGACCAGCUGGACAAGCAGGUGCCGCGGGCCCCCAGGGACCAUCCGGAACUGAUGGAGAGCCAGGUGAUCCUGGGGAGGAUGGAAAAACCGGCCCUGAUGGACCUCCUGGCUUCCCAGGAACUCCUGGUGACUCUGGAUCUAAAGGAGAUAAGGGAGAUCGUGGAGAGGGUCAACCUGGCCCCAGGGGAUCACCAGGACUUCCUGGACCCCCAGGUCAAGGUAUCAGAUCUACUUUUGUGGACAUGGAAGGCUCAGGGUUCCCUGAUCUGGAAUCUGUUCGGGGAAUGCCUGGCCUACCGGGUCCCCCUGGUCCCCCCGGACUCCCCGGUCCCUCUACAGCAGGCACAGCAUCGAGUUCCGGGGCAUUUGGACCACCAGGAAAGGACGGAGUGCCUGGUCAACCUGGCUUGUCUGGUUUGCCGGGUACUGAUGGCUUCCCAGGAGUUUCUGGUCCCCAAGGAGAAAGGGGGGAUUCAGGCGAGCUGGGUCUUCCAGGAGCAGUUGGACAGAAGGGAUCUCAAGGAGACCCUGGUUUACUGGGAAUUUCAGGAGAGACCGGACUGGCUGGUCUGCCUGGACCCAUCGGACCAGUUGGACAACCUGGGCCUCCCGGGCCUCCGGGACCAAGCUAUCGUGUUGGAUUUGAUGACAUGGAGAGCUCUAGUGGAGGUUUCAGCAAUGGACUCCCUGGUGUCAGAGGACCUGAAGGAAGACAGGGUUCUCCCGGCUUGCCUGGACUUCUGGGUAAGGCAGGGAUGCCUGGUAUGCCAGGUCAGAAGGGCAGUGAAGGCCUCAUAGGAAGAGAUGGACAACCAGGCUUGGAUGGCUUCCCUGGACCUCAGGGACCAAAGGGUGACGGUGGCGAUAAAGGAGAGAGGGGUGACCAAGGUCGGGAUGGAACCGGACUCCAAGGUCCCCCCGGUCCACCAGGACCACCAGGACAAAUCAUCUACCAGACAUCUGGCAACGCGGAUGGUGUUGUUGGCAGUGUUGGGUCUCAGGGAGGAGCUGGUUUACCUGGUCAGGCUGGAUUCCCUGGUCCUAUUGGACCAAAGGGUGACAGGGGAGACUCUGGCCUUCCAGGCUAUGGAGUGAAGGGUGAGAAAGGUGAACCAGGUUUAGUAAUUGGACCAGAUGGAAAUCUUCUGCAUCUGGAACAGCAGAACGGUCUGAAGGGAGACAGAGGAUCACCUGGACCGGUUGGACCCACUGGCCAGUAUGGGCCUGCUGGAAUAAAGGGUGAACUUGGAAUGCCUGGAAGACCUGGUCGCCCUGGUGUAAAUGGGUACAAGGGAGAGAAAGGAGAUGCAGUAGUUGGUUCUGGCUAUGGCUACCCAGGAGUCCCUGGCCAACCCGGACCACCUGGACCCCCCGGGCCAGCCUUUCCCUUAGACCGCUUCAAUCGCUAUGAUGAAACUUCCAGGAAUUAUCCAGCGACGAAAGGGGAAAAAGGAGCGGAUGGUGAUAGAGGACUUCCAGGAAUCCCAGGAACAGCCUCUAAUUUUGACAUUUACACAUUCAAGAAUGAACUGAAGGGAGAGCGUGGCGACCUCGGUGUGAAGGGAGAAAAGGGAGAGUCUGGUGGUGGAUAUUAUGACCCACGUUUCGGAGGAGUACAAGGCCAAACAGGGCCUCCCGGCAAACCGGGCCUUGAGGGUCCAAAGGGAGAAUCCGUAUUGGGACCUCCUGGACCCCAGGGGCCACCAGGGACACCAGGGAUUGGUUACGAUGGGCGUCCAGGUGCUCCAGGACCACCUGGACCUCCAGGACCCCAAGGAUCUCCUUCACUUCCCGCAGCAUAUAGGCCCAAUAACCCUGUCAGUGUUCCUGGACCUCCUGGUCCUCCUGGUCCUCCUGGAAGUGCUGCUAUCUCCUCUGGGGUUACUAUUUUGAGGUCAUAUGACACAAUGGUAGCUACUGCCAGACGCCAGUCAGAGGGCAGCCUCAUCUACAUCAUUGACAAAGCAGACCUCUAUUUGAGAGUACGCGAUGGACUGCGGCAAGUCAUGCUUGGAGAGUACAGUCCCUUCUACAGAGAUCUGGAGAACGAGGUGGCGGAGGUCCAGCCUCCACCUGUGAUCGUGUACCCCCAGUCCCACAACAACGGAGCUGGCCAUUACUCUCAGGGUGGUUCUGCCAUACGACCCAUUGAGCCUCCUCCACAUCCACCUGUAGACCCCAGAUACCCCCCACGUUAUGAUCCCAGAUUCCCAGAACCGAGACACACAGGUCAGACAGAUGGAAGGUUAGCCACCCAACAGACUGACAACAGAUACGCUGUAACUCCACAGCGACGGCCCAGUCCACCUGUACCGCAGCCUGCUGUCCAUGUGGAGCCGUCAGCAUCAGGACUGCAUCUCAUCGCCUUGAACGCCCCUCAAACUGGUAACAUGCGAGGAAUUCGCGGAGCAGACUUCCUUUGCUUCCAGCAGGCCCGAGCUAUAGGCCUGAAGGGGACCUUCAGAGCUUUCCUGUCCUCCAAGCUUCAAGACCUGUACACCAUUGUUCGCAGGUCGGACAGAGACAGCUUCUCUAUCCUCAACCUCAAGGACCAAGUGUUAUUCAACAGUUGGGAGUCACUCUUCAGUGACAAUAUGAACAAAAUGAGGGAGAAUGUACCAAUCUACUCCUUCGAUGGGAGAGACAUCCUCAGGGACAGCGCAUGGCCAGAGAAAAUGGUCUGGCAUGGAUCAAGCAACAAAGGCCACCGGCAAACAGACCACUACUGUGAAACAUGGCGGGCGGGCGACCACGCUGUGACUGGUCUGGCAUCAUCCCUACAGAGCGGCCACCUCCUGCAGCAAAGCUCCAGUAGCUGCUCCGGCUCCUACAUCGUCCUCUGCAUUGAGAACGCCUUCACAUCACACUCCUAAAAAUAAAUCCCGUCCAUACUCCGUUUGUUUUUGUUCUGGGCCCUAGUUAAACACAGUUUUAAUUCCCCGAGAACACGCCUGGUGAACAUGUGGCGUCCAAUGAACUGGCCUUGUGGCUCUUUGUCUGGCAGAGACGCUUUGCAUUGCCUGCUCCUCCCCUCCAUAAACGCCAAAGAGAUGGGUUGAACAGAGGGGUGUUGGGCCUUUUUUUCGGGGAUAUUGGCACAUAUUUUCUCCAUGGGGCGAAACGGGAGCGGAGAAGCUUCUCAAAUUGUAUCCAUUUUUUUUUAUUCUGUAUAUUACAUGUUUGUUGUUUGUGAUUUUUUUGGUUAAUUUUUUUUGACGUUUGUUUUACUUUUGAACUGUGUAUAAAAAUGCUAUAUCCAUCCUGUUAUUUUUUAUUUUAGGUUUUGACUAUUUCCACACUUUUUUCCAAUUUCAUUUAGCAUUGUGGGCUAUGACGGGGAACAGCACACUUUAAAAGACUAUUUUAAAGAAGAUGAUAGAUAUUUAUUUUUAAAUGAAGUUAUGUAA